This is a messenger RNA of Octopus bimaculoides (California two-spot octopus), 2246 nucleotides long. RefSeq lists its product as uncharacterized. The record is from RefSeq and is a predicted model, not a curated record. NCBI's taxonomy places the organism in Eukaryota, Metazoa, Mollusca, Cephalopoda, Octopoda, Octopodidae.
CUUCCAGCACACACCUAUAGUGCUGUCACACCUCUCCUCUUAUUCACCUGCAUUCACUAAGCUCACACACACACACACACACACACCCAUGCAGAGAAAACUAGUGAGCUUGUGGUGUUGGGCAAGCAGUCGAGCGAGUGAGCGGAACAGAGAGGACAAUCCUACCUCUAUCAAACAAACAGUGCAACACCAGAGGAGUUAGACUUAACACAACACUACACACUUAAGUCACUUUUAAUGAUAACAACAACAACAGCAGCAUAAAAAAUUAAAAUAAAACAUUAACAAAACACAAACAGAACGAGAGAAAAAAAAAAAAGAACAGUAAAACUGGGAAGCUAUUUCGAAAAUUAAUUUGGACUAAAAAUUGGUGGAUUUAAAACAAAACAUCACAAAUAGUUUUAUAAGGAAGAGAACGUGGGAACGAAAAAUACAUCGACAGAAAAGGAAGAUUAUACGGUUGAUAUUAAAACAAAAGAAUAACAACAAUAAUAAUAACAAUAACAAUAGUAAUAAUCAUUAUAAUCAAAAGUAUAACGAUAUUUGAUCUUUCUGGUUAAUAUUUUAAUUUCUUGCUGAAUCACUGGAUUUAAUAUCCUUUUUACGGGUCUGUUGGAUUGGAUUAUAAAUUUAGAUCUUCAACUGAGUUUGGUUUCACACUUGGUGCCUGUCAUUGGCAGAACUGACUUCAACUGAGAGAUAAGAAGACGUGGAAGUUUGAGGAAAAGAAGGAAAGAAGAAUAAAAGACAAAGAAUGUUUCGGAAAAAAAGGGAACAGUUGCCCAGUCGCCAGUUUUAUGUUCAAUUCCUUGGCUGGUUACCAUGCAAUGGAAUCCAAGGUUCUGAGUACACAACACCAGCUAUUACCGAACUCAAAAAGAGAUUGAAAGAACAUUCAAAUCCUCCAAAGUUGACAUUGAAAAUAAACAGUGAAGGCUUCGAGGUAUCACCAAUCACUGAUAACUCAAAGAAGAAGCCAUCGAAUCCAAGAAUUUUUCCCAUUAUGCUUGAAGACAUAAUGUUUGUGGCCUUAGAAUGCAUAGACUCAGAUAUAGUUGCAUGCAUCUAUCGCAACAGGAAUACACAGAAAUCGCAUUAUCUUCAAGUGCACGUUUACCGUUUUGAUUCUCCGACAACUGCCUCACAUUUUGUACAGAACAUUCACUUCAUGACCACCACGGAGGCCCAUCUGUCGCAUGUGAGACACAUUGAAGACUUUCUACGUGGAGAAAGUGUAGCGGACUCUCCUCCCAUACAGCCCAAAUCACCUUUAAUCGCAAGGGUUUCUAGUGGGGGCUCUUCCAGCAAUGCAGCAUCUGAUGAGAAUGUGCCGGCUGUUCAAGAGGACCCACAGGUACAAGCAAUCACUGAUGAAUUAAAACUAAAGUUUAGGACAAAAACUGCUCCGAUCUUGCUUCCAGCAAAGGAUUACGACACCGUUCGACGGAAACAAGGCCAUAUAGAUAAAAUGGGGACACGAAAGUGCCGCAAUGAAAGAGUUAUAGGUGCACUUAAAUCUCACUUUCAUGAUGAUGACGAUGAUGAUGAUGACGACGACGAUGACGAUGAUGAUGAUAGUGGCACUAAUGGCCAAGGCCCACGCUCACCUUAUCCUCUCUACCCUAUAAGAAAAUCUCCAGCCAGUCCAUCUAUUUCUCCUGAAAGCAAAAGUCCUCGUUCACCAGAAUUAGUUCGUUUGAAGGACAGAUAUCAAAGGACCGGUUCCAAAUAUGGAAGUGAUAGUGACAUAAGAAGUGCUCAACCUCCAAUGGUUCCAACAUCACCAAAAAGACAGCCAUCGUUCAAUGCGCAAAAUACUGUUUUCCAAUUUGAUAAGCGUUAUUCACAUAACGAAUCUCUGAACAGCACCGUAUCUUCCGAUCGUAGUGGAUCAUCACACCACUCCGCUCCCAUUAGAAACCCUUUGCCCACAAUGCCAAAACCAAAAUAUGAAAUUCCACCCGAUUAUGAUGUGUCACCACAAGUAUUGAGAUAUCAGCCACAGCACAACCAACCUGGAUAUGGCUAUUACAGAGAUGAUCUUUCCAUCCAUAAUCAUAGCAGGGCUUAUCCACAGAGAGUUCAAUACCCACAACGGCCAUACAGUAGUAACAUGAAUUUAAAUCAGAACUAUCCCCAGCCCCAUUUUGAUCCUUCGGAAUUAUAUGCAAAACCCACCCCACGAUUGAGGGGUAAUAAAAAUAGCAGAUGAUUUUUUUUUUCCUUUCUUACCUUUCAAAUUAAAA